This is a messenger RNA of Scaptodrosophila lebanonensis, 2641 nucleotides long. Its product is annotated as T-complex protein 11-like protein 1. Gene Ontology annotation, biological process: signal transduction. The transcript is spliced from 6 exons. Lineage: Eukaryota; Metazoa; Arthropoda; Insecta; Diptera; Drosophilidae. The record is from RefSeq and is a predicted model, not a curated record. Bases 547 to 2097 code for a protein of 516 amino acids.
CAUUUCUCGCAUUACUCAGAAUAAAAAUUGGUCGUCGCGUCAGUCAGCUCGAAUAUGCUUUAAAUUGCAAAACGUCGUAGCUUUAAAUAAGGAAGCUCUAGUGUGUUUCUGAUGCUUAAUUAAGAGCAGGCUAAGUGAGAAAUCAUUUGAAUUAAUGCAGGUUGCAUCUGUCUUACAGACAAUUGCUAAGAGUCGUGCUUCAAAAACUUGUACUGCAUUUCGUUGAAAUUAUUUGAUUAAUUUUUCGAAUUGUGCAAACUCUUGAGAUUUUGCGACUUCGAAAACAUUGAACAAUUCAACAAACAGAAGAUUCGACAUUACAUUUCGCAAAACUAGUUGGGCUUCAUACAAUACACAGCAGCAGCCGUUAGAAAUACAAGAACAAAGCAAAGAGCGAAAAAAGCUGACUUUCCACUGAAAAAGCGACACGCCAUUGUGCAUAAGUGUAAUAAGUGCAUUGGAAAAACCAGCGCUUCGUAUAAAAGAGCUAACAAAAUUCAAUGUAAGGAUUAGUUCAAGGCAGAAAAAAUAAACAGAAACAGCAUUAUGGACUCUAAGGGUAAACAAAACACCAACAGUCAAGACACUGCCAAUUCUGAAAAUGGUAUUGUGCAGAGCUCGCAGCCGAAACCUGUGCCUCAUGUGCAGAUGGAUGCUGAGCGACUGCGCACGGACAGUGAAAGCUCCACAGACAGCCUGACGCGUUUUGUAUUGCCCAGUUUGGAUGGCAGCCCACCUAAAAUUGUUACUAUGGAAGAGGUAUCGACCAUGUUUAAAAAUCUGAAAAACAUGGAGCUCGCGCAUGAAAUAGCUCUCAAUCCUGAUUUUAAACUGCAGCAGUACGAACCGCCAUUAGAUAGUCUUGAGGGUCGCAUUAAAGCAACGGUACAUAAGGCCUUCUGGGAUCUGCUGCGCCAGCAGUUGAAUCGUACGCCACCCUCUUAUGAUCAGGCUAUACGCUUGCUAACCGAGAUCAAGGAGUACUUUCCUGAGAUUUUGGCACCUAACAACUCUCGUGCGAUUGCACACAUUAACAGCGUAUUAGAUGAAACCCUUAUACGCCAACAGGCAGAACGUGGGGUACUAGACUUCAAGGUCUAUGCCAAUUUUGUGAUCAACAUUCUAUCGCGCAUGUGCUCGCCAGCGCGUGAUGAGGCGAUCGCAAAGCUGCGAGAAAUGGAUGAUGUUGUCGACACAUUCCAGGGCAUACUUGAGACCAUGACUCUAAUGAAGCUCGACAUGGCGAACUUUUUGCUGGCAGUAGCGCGCAACGACAUCGCGGCGAACUCCGUGGAGUACGAAAAGCAAAAGUUCACAAACUAUUUGCGCGAGUUUCAUGGAAAUGUUGGCUUUCCAGCCACGGAGGAUUGGUUGCAACGAAAUCGCACAACGGCCAAUAACAACGAUGAUACAAUUUACAAUGCCUACAUGGAACUUAUAGAUUGGGAAGCGGGCACGGAAUUUCCUGAAGUGCUUAACAUUGAUAAGGAACGUUUUACGGGUUUGGGCUGGCGUGCUAAACGACUCAUACUGUGUGCAUCGCUAAUUUCUAUUGCGUCGAGUGCUCCAGUCCUCUCGCAACGUCGUGAAAAUCGCGUCAAGCUGGCACAGCAACUGGACAUUAUUUUACAAGAUGUGAAACAGGAGGACCAAAUGGGAACUGCUAUUAAGAGCUGCUACGAACAAAUUCGCUCGUUCGUCCAGGAUGCUCUGGCUAAGGAGCAGCUUCCUGCCUUAAAUGAGGCACUUACAGCGCAACUGAAAGCUCAAGUAUUGCAGUUAGCCAACAAGAAUUCACCAGUUCGCAGUCUUAUGGCCAAGCGUUUGGAUGAGGUUGUGCGCGUUGCAUUGCGCUCUAAUGGCAGCAUUCCUCCACCACCUUCUGGUUUCGUUGACUACCAGGAGGAAUUGGUUGCGUUUAUAGCUUCAUUUCGGCGACUAGUCUCUUACAACCACGCAGUAUUUGGAGAAUAUUUCAUGGAGCGGUUGAACAAGCAAAAUAAGUUGCAGGCUGACGAGGGAGCAAAAACUGGUGCCGAUGACAGUGGUUUGGGCUUGGAUACCAGUACUUCUGACACUGGAACUGUCAAACCAUAAGACGCACAUGUUAACAUAUAUGUGUGUUAACAAUAUCACUUCCUGACACACACACACACACACCCACACAGAAAAACAACAACAGAGACCAUAGUCAAUUUUGAUUGAAUGGAUGAGGGCUGUUGAAGCAGAAGUUGUUGGCCAGUGUUCGUUCAGAAAGCGAUGCAUACGCUUGGUCGAUUUGGAUAUUAGAUAGAGCGGCUCGGACACAAGGAACAAAAUAGAACAGCAACGGAGAAUAUAUCGUGACUUGGCCAAUGGUGACGCCAGCUAUAUAUAACUGAUUUUCCUUUAUAUGUUAUGUUUAUACAGAAAUUAAUGCUAAAUCAACAAUUGCCAAGCUUGAUUCAUGGUCAUGAUGAUAUACAUAGACAAUAAAAUACAUUCUGGCCGUGAAUCAACACGAAAUGCAAUUUUACAAUAUAAUUUGGUUGAAUUAUUCAUAUUGAUCUCAAGUUCUUACCUUGUGUGAAAUUCUUUCGUAAGAGCUUAAGACGCACAGGCAUUAAAUUAGGUGCAACAGAAAAUUGUCAUACCAUUAGAA